AUGCUUCGCCAAUUGCGUCCCCGGAGCGCAUUCAGGCAAUCGCCUGCGAAGCUGGUCACCGCGAUAUGGGAGUCCUCGAGGACAUACGCCGGCGUGGCAGCACCGGCACCUUCUGCAAAUUUGCAGGGCAUUGACCCUUCCAAGCUGACAAUCACCAAGACCACGACUCCCGCCUCGCUCGUUGAUCCGAAGCAAUUGGUCUUCGGCCGAACCUUCACAGAUCAUAUGCUCAGUCUCGAAUGGACUGCGUCAGAGGGAUGGCUGGCUCCCCGAAUCACCCCUUACCAAAACCUCUCACUGGACCCGGCAAGCUGCGUGUUCCACUACGCAUUCGAAUGUUUCGAGGGCAUGAAAGCAUACAAAGAUAGCAAGGGGCAGGUACGGCUAUUCCGGCCGACCAAGAACAUGGCUCGGAUGAACAAGUCGUCUGCACGCAUCGCGCUGCCCACUUUUGACAGCAACGCCAUGAUUGAAUUGAUUGCCAAGUUCGCUUCCCUGGAACAGCGAUUCAUCCCAUCAGAGCGGGGAUACUCACUGUACCUCCGCCCGACCAUGAUCGGUACCCAGAGAACACUGGGUGUUGGCCCACCCGGAUCCGCCCUGCUGUACGUGAUCGCUUCGCCCGUCGGACCCUACUACCCCACGGGCUUCAAAGCCGUAUCCCUCGAAGCCACCGACUACGCCGUGCGAGCCUGGCCAGGAGGAGUCGGAGACAAGAAGCUAGGAGCCAACUACGCGCCAUGCAUCGUGCCGCAACUGGAGGCCGCGAAGCGAGGCUUCCACCAGAACCUCUGGCUCUUCGGCAAAGAAGAGUACGUGACCGAGGUCGGCACGAUGAACAUGUUCGUGGCGCUCAAGAACAAAGAGACGGGCCAGAAGGAGCUCGUGACGGCGCCCCUGGACGGCACGAUCCUGGAGGGCGUGACGCGGGACUCGGUGCUGGCGCUGGCGCGCGAGAAGCUCGCGCCCGAGGGCUGGCUGAUCUCGGAGCGCAAGUACACGAUGCGCGAGCUCUCCGAGGCGUCGCGGGAGGGCCGCUUACUGGAGGCCUUCGGGGCCGGGACCGCGGCCGUCGUGAGCCCCGUGCGGAACAUCAGCUGGAAGGGCGAGCUGGUCGGGUGUGGCCUGAAGCCGGAUCAGGAGGCGGGCGAGAUCGCCCAGCGUAUGAAGGAUUGGAUCGAGGCUCGCCAGUACGGUGAUGAGGAGCAUGAGUGGAGUUAUGUCGUGCCGCAGUAA
Amorphotheca resinae ATCC 22711 is the source of this 1236-nucleotide messenger RNA. RefSeq lists its product as hypothetical. Gene Ontology annotation, molecular function: branched-chain-amino-acid:2-oxoglutarate transaminase activity. The transcript has 2 exons. Gene Ontology annotation, biological process: L-leucine biosynthetic process; L-valine biosynthetic process. Lineage: Eukaryota; Fungi; Ascomycota; Leotiomycetes; Helotiales; Amorphothecaceae. Gene Ontology annotation, cellular component: mitochondrion. Bases 1 to 1236 code for a protein of 411 amino acids. The record is from RefSeq and is a predicted model, not a curated record.